AUGGGCCCCUGUACCGCCUCCUCAUGCUGCUGCCAGGUCCAGUAGUGUGUCAUGGGCCCCUGUACCGCCUCCUCAUGCUGCUGCCAGGCCCGUAAUCUGCCAUGGGCCCCCGUACCGCCUCCUCAUGCUGCUGCCAGGUCCAGAGUGUGUCAUGGGGUCCCUGUACGGCCUCCCAUUGCUGCUGCCAGGCCCGUAAUCUGCCAUGGGCCCCCGUACCGCCUCCUCAUGCUGCUGCCAGGCCCGUAAUCUGUCAUGGGCCCCCUGUACCGCCUCCUCAUGCUGCUGCCAGGUCCAGAGUGUCUCAUGGGUCCCUGUACGGCCUCCCAUUGCUGCUGUCUCCAUCGCCACACUCUGCCAUGUGCCACUUUCAGGUCUCCUCACACUGCUGGUGGGUUCCAUUUUGUCAUAGGGUGCUGUAUGGCCUCCCAUUGCUGCUGCCUCCACCGCCACACUGUGGCUCCACACUCUGGUUUUGGCCCCGUGACUGCCCAAAUGAGUGAAGUGUGCGGUGAUUCUAAGAUCGACGGCACUCAUCUGCAUGUCAUACUGACUGACAGUAUUAUUUCUCUUCCCCAGCAGACUCCAAGGGCAUUUAAAUUAAAGGUACAGUGUUCUGCACUAAUAUAA
Messenger RNA from Staurois parvus, 627 nucleotides. The record is from the annotation of a GenBank genome assembly. Lineage: Eukaryota; Metazoa; Chordata; Amphibia; Anura; Ranidae.